AUGGAGCGGAGCGGGGCUGGGUGCGGGGCCACGGCCAGAGCGGGGCUGGGUGCGGGGCCACGGCCGGGAUGGAGCGGAGCGGGGCUGGGUGCGGGGCCACGGCCAGAGCAGGGCUGGGUGCGAGGCCACGGCCGGGAUGGAGCGGAGCGGGGCUGGGUGCGGGGCCAUGGCCAGAGCGGGGCUGGGUGCGAGGCCACGGCCGGGAUGGAGCGGAGCGGGGCUGGGUGCGGGGCCACGGCCAGAGCAGGGCUGGGUGCGGGGCCAUGGCCAGAGCGGGGCUGGGUGCGAGGCCACGGCCGGGAUGGAGCGGAGCGGGGCCAGGUGCGGGGUCACGGCCGGGAUGGAGCGGAGCGGGGCCGGGUGCGGGGCCAGGCGGGACAGCACAGCGCGGUUUCCUCCCGCACAUCCCCCCUCGCGGUCGGGCCCCGCAGAAUCGUCUCUCUGAAGAGCCGGGACGGUGUGUGGCGGCGGCUGCGGGGACGGAGUUGUAUUAAGUCCCUUCGGGACAGGCUGCUCCGCCGUGGGCAGCCGCGCCGAGGCCGCUGCGUGUGGCUGACGGGGGGUUUGUGUCGAAGGGAAUCGGACGCGCCGGGCAGCGCCGAGCCCAUGGCGAUGCGGACGCUGCCGGGGACCCCGGCGCCCGUGCCGACAGCAGCCGGGCGGCUCCGCCAACACGCCGCCGGAAAAUCAGCCCCGUCGGAAGAGUCUUGCGACUUGGCUGUUCUGUGUGACAUGGAGGUAAGGACUCAGCAGCCUGCACAGAUACAUUCUACACUUAAUGUUCUCACCCUGAGCAAAGGUAUGACUCCACAAUCUGUUGUUAUUUUCCACUUUGAGUUCAAGGAAGAUUUUGUGAAGCUGUUCAAGAAGUGUCUGCACACGCUCCCCUCCGUUGGCCCUCCGUCGCUCCUGGCCCGCAGAGCCGGGCUGUCCCGGCAGAGCCUCUGUGCUGAGACUGAAGAGGACUCUGCUCCAAGGUGCGAGUACUGUGGCAGUCUGCUGAAGCCCUUCCCUUCCUCCGGAGAUGUUUCCCCCCCCCCUCAGAAAUUCUGCUGUGAGCGCAACCGAGACCUCUACGAGUUCAUCGUGAGCGAGAGGCAGCGCCGGGAGAGCAGCCGGCGCGGUGCCACUGCUGCCGGCCCCCACGGAGCCGGGGGGCUGCUGGCGGAGCAGAGCCUGGCCCGCAGGCAGCAGGAGAGGCAAAUGGCCAGACAGUUGGCUCUCCUGGCACCCGAGCCCACGCCUGCACCUAAAACCUCCAGCCGGGGCAGCACCAUUUCCUACCUGCUGUCCCAGGAGCCGCCGUCGCUGCGGGGCCGGACGCUGAUGCCGAGCAGGGGGGCAGCGGAGCUCAUGGAGGAGGAGGAGGAGGAGGAGGAGGAAGAGGAAGCACCCGGAGCUGUUUCCAUCACAGGUGGGAAGGUGGCGAAGAACCAGUUGCUGCAGAAGUUCUACAAACACGGCGGGAAGUUCCUCACAGUGCUGCCGGACGGGUCGGCGCAGAUAUUCUACCCAUCUGGCAACCUGGCAGUCACUGCUGUCCGGGAGAAGAGCCGCGCUGUGUGCAUGGUGUGGGAGGACGAGGCGAGCGGCGCUGCACUGCGGGCGAUGUUCCGGUCUGAUGGCAGCGGCACCUGCUCUUACCCCAGCGGAGCCCUCUGGAUGAACAUGAAUAUUCAGGGCGGGCAGUAUCUGGAUCAAGCUGGCAACAGAGUGAGAAGGUGGAUGUGGCCAAGCAGCGUCACGUCAUCAGGACCCCAGAUCCCGCUGAGCCCCAUCUUUAUCUCCCUGAACCGGCACGUGGGGGUCAGGAUCCUGGGCCAGGACAAGAUCACGGUUUCCUUCCUUGCCAUGGGGCAACAAGCAAAAUUCAACGUGGGAAUCAAAGUGCAGGGCAGUGAUGCUGGCCGGCUGCCGCCCCGCGCCCCGCUGGACCCCGAUGAGCUGCUGCUGCUGGCCUUCAGGGUGAGGAUCCUGUGCCUCUUACACAGGCUGCAGGGAUGCCUGAACUUCCCUUCUCAUGACCACUGGGACAAAAUCAAGCCUCCAGCAUACCUCAUCACUCAGACUUUAAAGGUCCUGCAGCUUUGCACAACCUCUGACGUAAGCGAGGAGCUGCGCAGCUUGGUCAGGGCAAUAGUGAACACCCAGUUCUGA
This is a messenger RNA of Colius striatus (speckled mousebird), 2157 nucleotides long. It is a transcript of the gene ERICH6, whose product is annotated as glutamate rich 6. Lineage: Eukaryota; Metazoa; Chordata; Aves; Coliiformes; Coliidae. The transcript is spliced from 11 exons. Bases 1 to 2157 code for a protein of 718 amino acids. The record is from RefSeq and is a predicted model, not a curated record.